UAAAGAGCGGAGCAACCGCUACUCCACUCAUCACUCCAUCACUGGCCUACCUGAGAAAAGACUACCUGUGACUUACCUACGGCUACAGUUAACCAGCAAAAUCACCAUGAAGGUCCUGAGCAUCUCUGUAUUACUCUGUGUGGCCUUAACUCUAAGGGAAGCAGCAGGGCAGCAGCAGGCUGUGGCAGUGGAACAACUGAGCAUUGUUCCAGUUCUAGAGGAGGCUAAAGAGACUGGGCCACUGAAGCCGCUGGGUGACGCUCCAAUGGAGACCAUAGUAGAACUGGUAGACAACAAAGUAGAGCUUGCUCUACUUGAAGAAGGGGAAGCUGAGGCUCAUUCUCUUGCGCUGGUCCAAGCACCAGAGAUAAGGUUUUUGCACUGCCCUGAUGGUUGGUACCUACAUCAGUCACGCUGUUUCCUCUUUGUGAACUCAUACUUGUCGUGGCACAACGCAGAGGAACACUGCAACACUCUGCAUGCAAACCUGGCCUCCGUUCAGAACCCCCGACAGUAUCGCUUCCUGCAGCAGUUAACGACAAUGGCCAACCGGCACAGCGCGUGGAUCGGUGGAUUCUAUCUCCAGGACAGGUGGCUGUGGAUCGACCGUGUAGGAUUCUACUACGAAAACUGGUACACACACCUUGAUGUGGGCCGCAACGCUUGCAUCCAUCUGCGCACCUCAGUGGGCUGGUCAAAUGCUCACUGUGGCACAGGUCUCCCAUUCAUCUGUGUGAAAAUGUCCUGUUAGUCAAGAUUGUGCUUCCUGCCAGCAGAAUGAUUUCAGUACGAGAAAGCAUUGUUAGUUGGUUGAUGUUAUUUCUAACUGCGUUCAGCAUUUUAGCGUAAUGAAUCCAGACUGCAUCACAUCCGACCGUGAUUGGGAGUCCCAUAGGGCGGCGCACAAUUGGCCCAGUGUCGUCCGGGUUUGUAAUUUGUUCUUAACUGGCUUGCCGAGUUAAAUAAAGGUUCAAUAAAAAAAUGUAAACAUUGAUUAUCUUAUUGACUUUAUUCAGUCACUCUGGAUGUCUGCCAAAAGGCUAAAUGUGACGUAGGCAAGAUGCAGUCAUAGGAUUCAAUUGAUCCAGGUUCUACAAAGCAAUGACCCCCCAAAAAUGAUUGCGACAUGUGUAAUGCAAACGGCAGAUAUAUGAUACAUUUAUGAAAGAUCAACAACAUUUUUAUCUGUUCGACAGGGGGGGAUUUUUAUUUUGUCGAACUUUCUUUAUUGAAACAAAUAAUGGUGUUUUUCUAAUAAAUGAUGAUUGCAGAAUAAUUUUGAAGGUAAACUGGGCACGUGAUGUUAUCACGUAACUAUAACGCUCCACGCCACACUUCAUUCUAAAUGCCUACUGCUAGCAAAAUAAAAAAAAAUCCACUCUAAAAAUGUUUCUUUUCUGGGGGGGUGACAUCAUUAUGUCCAGCUGUUUUUAUCGACACAAGAUAGUUAAAUGGAAGUGCACCGUAGUAGGCAAUCUAUUUUCUAUGCGAACUUUCUAAAUGUCUACAAAAAUACACUGGACAAGUUAAUGGAAACACACAGUAGCUACUGAUGAUGGAAACUGUGCUCUUCGAAUAAA
This is a messenger RNA of Salvelinus sp. IW2-2015, 1580 nucleotides long. RefSeq names its product ladderlectin. The record is from RefSeq and is a predicted model, not a curated record. NCBI's taxonomy places the organism in Eukaryota, Metazoa, Chordata, Actinopteri, Salmoniformes, Salmonidae.